AUGGCACCCAUACCCGGACUCCUCUAUGUUACCAUGCAACCUCAAGAAUCUCUUCCUGAUUCUCAAUGGCACGACUGGUACGACAAUGAACAUGGACCUUUGCGAGUGCGUCUUCCCUUCAUCAAAAAUGGUUUUCGCUACCGCGCAAACGACUUGUCUUCUUCAACGCCUGCCUCUCCAUCUCAUCCAGAAUGGAUGGCUAUGUACGAUGUCACAGACAUGGCUGCCAUGAACACGGAGACCUAUCUGCGACUUCGUGGGCCCGAAGUAAAGACCGAUAGAGAAAAAGAAACAAUGGCGCAGAUCAAGGUGGAUAGAAAAUUAUAUGAUUAUAUUAGUGGCAGGGAGAUAGACGGAUAUAAGAAGGUGGAGGAAGUGGGGUAUGAGGAGGGAAAUUACGUGGUUGCUUUCACGGCUGAAAUCGACGAGGAAUUCGAAGAAGAUUAUACUAAGUGGAUGGAAGAGGAGUAUUUGCCAAUGCUUGCAAAGAUUCCAGGCUGGAGACGUACGAGACGCUUUGUUACGAGUAGCAUACUUGAAGGGAAAGAAGGAAAGGAAUAUUUGAGCAUUCAUGAGUUUGCUCCUCAAAACGAUGCAUCAGGAGAAGCAUAUAAAGCUGCCAUAUCAACAGAAUGGUCUAAGAAAAUCAUUUCAAAUGCUUUGAAACCCAAAAAGGCUAGGCACUAUGAUUUAUAUUACACAUUCGGCGCUGCACCUCGAGAUAUCUCCAACUUCUCCAGGUCUUAUUAUACGAGUUGGAAUUCGAUUGAUGGGAAGACUCGUACUGGACCAAACACUAUUGCAGAAGGUGGAGCAAUAGAAUCAUAUAUCACAACGCAAGAUGGAGUCGAACUCGCAUAUCGACUCGAAGGAUCCACCGACCCAACUGCUCCUCUUAUUAUCCUCAGCAAUUCCAUCCUCGUAACAUAUUCAAUCUGGACUCCCUUUGUCCAAGCAUUUCUUGCAUCACCUACUGGUAAAAACUACCGCAUCCUACGCUACAACACUCGUGGCCGCACAUCCAACGCCGGCUCUUUACCCAUCACAAUCGACCUUCUCGCUUCCGACAUAAUCCACAUCCUAGACACUCUCCGCGUUCCUAAAGCCGCCUGUUUGAUCGGUGUCUCACUAGGUGGUGUCACUGUUCUCAAUACUGCUCUCAAAUACCCCGAUCGCGUCAAUGCUUUCAUAUCCUGCGACACGAAUGCCUACGCGCCUCCAUCGAACCCCAAAGCCUGGGACGAGCGCAUCGCCAUGGCAGCCGCUGAAUCUGCCAAAUCGUCCGACGAUGAACAGAUCGUAGGAUCCGAAUUGGCGGAAAUCACAACGCGCAGAUGGUUCGUGGCUGAAAAUUAUGAAAACGAGACACUGAAGAAAAGAUUUGAGGAUGUGAAGAAGCAGGUUGAGCAAAAUAGUUUCGAGGGAUUUCAAAAAGGUGUCAAAGCUCUUUAUCAAUAUGAUAUCAGGGAGGAGAUGAAGAAGCCGGUUGUUGAGAAAGGAUUGUUUGUGGUUGGGAGCGGCGAUGGCGUUUUACCCAAGUCAAUGAAGGAAAUGGCGGCGAAUUAUGGAAAUGGUGUUGAGUGUAAGGUUAUUGAGGGAGCGGGACAUCUACCCAUGGUUGAAAAGCCAGAGGAGUUUUCUGAUGUUGUAGCAAAGUUCUUGGGCUAG
Molecule: messenger RNA, 1668 nt
Organism: Sclerotinia sclerotiorum 1980 UF-70
Lineage: Eukaryota; Fungi; Ascomycota; Leotiomycetes; Helotiales; Sclerotiniaceae
Exons: 1
Coding region: 1-1668 (555 amino acids)
Source: RefSeq, a predicted model, not a curated record